ACAACACUCGCCUCCACGGCUCAAGACAGGCUGCAUUUGGGCUCAGGCUGACCUGAAGGCCACUUCUCAUUCUUCUCUGAGCUUUGCUUGACCAUCCCGCUGCAGUGCAGCGAGCUUGGCCAAAGCCUGCUGCUGGCAUCCGUCGCAGAGCCUCACUUGGAGGUAAGCUCAAGGUAUGUGCUUCUUUGCCGCCACGGCGUCUCCUGGAUUCCAGGUGACUUGCUCGAGCUGAGCAGGUCCUUCUCCUUACUCUUAUCUCAUUUCUGGCUUUCUGACGGUUCUACCAUGGCGAGUGCCAUGUACUUACGUCUUGGGCGGCAGGCUCUCUUGCCUCGCUCAUCAGACUCACUCACAGCCCGCCCGGGCCAAGCAAGCACCUCAAGGUUCCUGGCUCCUUCGAUGCGGCUCGGGUAAUCUUCGGCAGCCGCGUGCAAGCUCUCCAGUCGCAACAUUCCGGCAAUAACAUUUUGUCAACAAUUUCUGGGCACUCGACGCUAGCGCCAUAACACAGCCAUCCACAACAGAGCUCCAACCGACGAAUAGGAACGGACCACAGCUCACCAGCAAAACUCUGAGCAAGGAGGGAGGUAGCGUGGGCCGUGGCAGCACAGAGGUGCAGCGCAGAGCAAAGCAGAGCAGCAGAGGUGCGCCGGUGGUCAUACCUCUCCAUUGGAAGCAGCAGAAGCAGACACGCAGACACAGGCCGCGCCGUGGACUUGCUCAGAAACGAAAAGCACCGCAAAGACAAGCAGCACCAGCACCAGCACGCAGCAGCACCCGGCACACCCAUCGACGGUCCCCUCUCCUCGCACCUCCCACACCACACCGACCGCGAUUUUCUUGCUCGCACCGAAGCUCCCUCGCUCCCAUUCGCCCCCCUGUCCUCUUCUCCUGCCGUCACCGACGAACAACAACAAUCACUGUCAGCCUUCGAACUAAAUUUCUGCCAUCUCCAUCCACCUCCACCAAAGCUUCCCUCGACAACCCCUCCAACUUCAACCCAACACCGAAACAGUCUUCUUCGAUAACAGUCCUUUUUUCCAAACCUUGUACUCGACACGCGCAUCCCCACUUUGAUCGAAUCAUCGGAUCCCAAACUCGACUUUCGAAUUUAUCAAACCUUUUUUUUUCGCGCCCUCGCAUCAACAUCAACAAUGGCCGGCGGCAAGGGUAAGUCUGGCGGAAAGACGUCCGGAGGUAAGGCUACGGCCGAAGUCCCCAAGAAGCAGCAGAGCCACUCCGCUCGCGCUGGUCUCCAGUUCCCCUGCGGUCGUGUUAAGCGUUUCCUCAAGGCCAACACCCAGAACAAGAUGCGCGUCGGUGCCAAGGCUGCCGUCUAUGUCACCGCCGUUCUCGAAUACCUGACUGCUGAAGUACUCGAGCUUGCAGGCAACGCCGCCAAGGACCUCAAGGUCAAGCGUAUCACUCCCCGCCAUCUCCAGCUUGCCAUUCGUGGUGACGAAGAACUUGACACCCUGAUUCGUGCCACCAUCGCCUUUGGUGGUGUUCUGCCACACAUCAACCGCGCGCUCCUCCUCAAGGUCGAGCAAAAGAAGAAGGCCAAGGCGCUCGAGGCAUAAAUCCCGCGUCUUGCACAACAACGACAACAACGUUGAUAUUCCCGGUUGGCUUUUUUCUCAGGACGGUUAUUUGGGAGUGGUUCGGUCUCAAGGGAUGCUUUUUUCUGCUUUCCUUACAACACUGGUCAGAAACGACGAUGAUGCAGGUGUGCCAGAGCUUGAAUAAUCUUUUCACAACGUCUGGAAACAAAGAAAGGAAGAGGCAUGCAACGGUUCAGAGUUGCACGCAAUCCUGUCCUCGACGUUUACGGGUACGGUGCUAGAAAAACAUAGCGCAUGAGCCAUAAGUGCCUUGAUCUUCACGAUUGCAGGGUACUCGCUCUGGGUGCAUGCACUCUCAGAAACCCACGCAGAUUCGCCUCGAGUCUGGCACUCGCUCACAAUGUACAACAUUUCGAGGUUCCUGUUUCGGUUCCCAAGAAGGCACGCGCGGAUAAGGCACUAGCUGAUGGGCUUAGGUAGAUGAAUAAAACUGUAAUGGGGGUACACAUUUGAUUUCCGUAUACUGACGCAAUGCCCUCGUCCUAGGUGAUGACAGACUCAUGCAGACAAUCUAUCCAAAUGGUGUUCGUGAAUCGGGGUAUCUAUGAUGCGGCCUAAUUACCCGGUUAAUGGAAUGCUGAAGCGUACGCGUCGUCCAGAUGCUGGCUUGAUUCGUGUCCCUCGUGUUGGAUACGUUCCCACCUGCCGC
This is a messenger RNA of Colletotrichum scovillei, 2271 nucleotides long. Its product is annotated as histone H2A.Z. The transcript is spliced from 3 exons. NCBI's taxonomy places the organism in Eukaryota, Fungi, Ascomycota, Sordariomycetes, Glomerellales, Glomerellaceae. The coding region runs from base 1155 to 1580 and encodes 141 amino acids. The record is from RefSeq and is a predicted model, not a curated record. Gene Ontology annotation, cellular component: nucleosome. Gene Ontology annotation, molecular function: DNA binding; protein heterodimerization activity; structural constituent of chromatin.